AUGAUGACAUCUGCUGCCACUGCUUCCAAGCACUCCACUCUCCGCCUACUAGUACUGGUAUCUUCCUUCCUGGCUUCUUGUACUGCAUUUCAAGUAGCGACGCAAGCUCCUCCUGCAGCGACCAGCCUGGGUUACACGGUGGGAUCAGAUGUGAUUCCAGAGACAGCGUGGAAACCAGCUCCUCCUGCUCCUGCCGUGGAUCGUAGUAGCAGUAGUAGCACAAGUAGUAGUGCUAGUGAACACCGAUUGCCCAACAUGAGGACAGUUUCGACUCGCGCUGAAUUUGACGAAUUUGUGAAAGAUUCCACGCAGCUGACCGUGGUUCGAUUCCACGCUCCAUUUUGCAAGGCGUGCAAAGCCAUGGCGCCCCAACUGGAACGCUUUGCCAAGAAUCAUCCCGAAAUGAACUUUGUACAGAUUGCUUAUGAUAGAAGAGACCCCGAAGUCAAGGGAUUGGUCCAAAGUCUCCGCAUUCAAAAAGUACCCUACGGGCUAGUCUACCAUCCUGCCGCGGGACUGGUCGAAUCGGCCAAUUUCAACAAGAAGUACUUUUCCAGCGUCGAGCAAAUGUUAGAGGAAUACCAUCAAGGCAUUUGCUAUUUGCCCGAUCAAGUCGACGAGUAUUCCAACGUGUACGAGGCGCCUUAUGCUAUUGUGCAAUAA
Messenger RNA from Seminavis robusta, 663 nucleotides. NCBI's taxonomy places the organism in Eukaryota, Bacillariophyta, Bacillariophyceae, Naviculales, Naviculaceae. The record is from the annotation of a GenBank genome assembly.